AUGCAGACUCCGUUCAGGACACCCGAAGUUCUACUAGCCAAUCUCGGAGCCACUGGCGGAGACACUGGCGGUGAUACCGGCGAAGACAGUGGCGGAGAACCUAGCGGAGAGACUGGCGGAGAGACUGGCGGGGAGACUGGCGGAGAACCUGGGGUCCCUGGUGGAGACGCCGGCGGCGGUCAGGGCGGUUCUGACGGCCCCCCUGGCGGCGACAAUGGGGGUUCGGAAGGCGGCGACGGCGCGCCACUUAUCGGAGCUGGCGGAAGUGGCGGAAAGGGCGGAAAGGGUGGGAAAGGGGGUAAGGGGGGAAAGGGAGGGUACCCUGGUAACCAGCAGGGCGGGCCUGGCGGAGAGCAGGGGGGUGCUGGCGGAGAUCAGGGUGGAUCCGGCAGGGAGCAGGGGGGAACCGGCGGGCAGCAGGGGGGAUCUGGUGGAGAGCAGGGCGGGGCUGGCGGGGAGCAGGGGGGAUCAGGGGGAGGGGAGGGUAGCCAGACCGCCGGCACGACGAGCACCGGAAAGGGCGGAAAGGCUGGAAAGGGUGGGAAGGGUGGGAAAGGAGGGAAGGGGGGCAAGGGUGGAAAGGGUGGCAAGGCGUUUGGAAGGAGCUUCUCUCCGCGGCGCAGUCUGGCCCUUAGGGCCCUCUCUCUCUUGAAGAAGGUGGAUCCAUUUUCAACACCCAUUCUAUUUCGCUCUACCUCGUCUGUCGGCGGAGAUGGCGGAGUUUUUGGCGGAGACACCGGCAGUGGCGGAGAUAUUGGUGGGGACAUUGGCGGAGAUUUUGGCGGAGAUACCGGUAAUGGCGGAGAUACUGACAGUGGCGGAGAUAUUGGUGGGGAUAUUGGCGGAGAUUUUGGUGGAGAUACCGGAAGCGGCGGAGAUAUAGGUGGGGACAUUGGCGGAGACCUCGGCGGAGACACUGGCGGAGAUACCGGCAAUGGCGGAGAUACCGGCAGUGACGGAGAUAUUGGCGGAGAUAUUGGUGGCGACAUUGGCGGAGAUACCCACAAUGGGGGAGAUACGGGCAGUGACGGCGACGUUGGUCCCGGCGGUCCCGGCGGUCCAGGGAUGGGCGGCAAGGGCGGAAAGGGAGGCAAGGGCGGAAAGGGAGGGAAGGGUGGGAAGGGAGGCAAGGGCGGAAAGGGAGGGAAAGGGGGCAAGGGGGGAAAGGGAGGGAAGCCUGGUAACCAGCAAGGCGGGCCUGGCGGAGCGCAGGGGGGCCCUGGCGGAGAUACCGGCAAUGGCGGGGAUACGGGCAGUGGCGGAGACAUUGGUGGAGAUAUCGAAAAUGGCGAUACCAGCAGUGGCGGAGAUAUUGGCGGAGAUACCGGAAAUGGAGGAGAUACAGGCAGUGGCGGCGACGUUAGGGUGGGUGGUCCCGGCGGUCCUGGGGUGGGCGGCGGAAAGGGCGGAAAGGGAGGCAAAGGAGGGAAGGGUGGGAAGGGAGGGAAGGGCGGAAAGGGAGGGAAAGGGGGCAAGGGAGGAAAGGGAGGGAAGCCUGGUAACCAGCAGGGCGGGCCUGGCGGAGAGCAGGGCGGGCCUGGUGGCGAGCAGGGGGGCCCUGGCGGAGAGCAGGGGGGCCCUGGCGGAGAGCAGGGGGGCCCUGGCGGAGAGCAGGGGGGCCCUGGCGGAGAGCAGGGGGGCCCUGGCGGAGAGCAGGGGGGCCCUGGCGGUGAGCAGGGAGGUCCUGGCGGUGAGCAGGAAGGCCCUGGGGGAGAGCAAGGGGGUGCUGGCGGAGAGCAGGGCGGGGCUGGCGGGGAGCAGGGGGGAGCAGGCAGGCAGGAUCAGGGCCAGACCGCGGGCACAACAAGCACUGGAAAGGGCGGAAAGGCUGGAAAGGGCGGCAAGGGUGGGAAAGGAGGGAAGGGGGGCAAGGGUGGGAAGGGCGGGAAGGGUGGAAAGAAAUAA
This is a messenger RNA of Closterium sp. Naga37s-1, 1905 nucleotides long. The record is from the annotation of a GenBank genome assembly. NCBI's taxonomy places the organism in Eukaryota, Viridiplantae, Streptophyta, Zygnematophyceae, Desmidiales, Closteriaceae.